ACAAUGUGCACGGAGUAGCCAUCCCAAGCUGUUUCCAGGCAAUUGGUCAGAUUUCUUCAGCAGCAGUUCAUAGGCAUCCAGAAAGACUCCAAGCGAGCCUGAAAAUCAUACAUAAGUAGUGCACCAAGCACCAACAUCCGGGAUGAAGAUCAACGAGCACACGGCACUUCUAACACCCAAAGUACUUCUGGUCCCGUACGCGACUCAUCAUGUCCCCACUUACCACAACUGGAUGCAAGACCCUGAUCUCCAGACCGCGACGGCCUCGGAGCCUCUCACCUUAAGAGAGGAAUACGAGAUGCAAGAGUCUUGGCGCAGGGAUGCUGACAAGCUCACCUUCAUCGUUUGCACGCCGCCACUGACAGAGCGUGAACAUAUCACCGCGGGACAAGAGGACGCACCAGGGAGCAUGGUCGGUGAUGUAAAUAUGUUCUUGGAUCCAGACGCGGAGGAUGAAAGGGCUGGAAACGGCGAUGGGGCACAGGCGCUAAUCGGCGAGAUUGAAAUCAUGAUUGCGGACAGAGCGCAACAAGGGAAGGGUUUGGGCUGCGAGAUUCUGUUGGCGUUCAUGUGGUAUAUUCUGCAAACACGGACGCUCGGGAUGAAGGAAUAUCACUGCAGCAACCCAAAUGGGAGAGAGAACAGCAGCCUAAGAUACCUGCGCGCGAAGAUCCACAAAGAUAACGUCCGAAGCACCAAGCUUUUUGAAGGCGUAGGCUUCAGCAAAGUAAGCGAGACGCCGAACUACUUUGGCGAAAUAGAGCUCAGGUGGACCAUUGGUGAAGACCCACUCAAGGACGUCGAGACAAGGAUGGAUGCGAUUCCUCGGGUGUUAGCGUUCAAGUCGUGAAGCAGAUAUUUGUUCUGCUACAUAGUUAUCGUUAUGGUACAUGAUAGCCUUGUUCGGGCAGCGACCCGUAACCCUUCAGG
Messenger RNA from Paraphaeosphaeria sporulosa, 930 nucleotides. RefSeq lists its product as uncharacterized. The coding region runs from base 143 to 850 and encodes 235 amino acids. The transcript has 3 exons. Gene Ontology annotation, biological process: protein acetylation. Gene Ontology annotation, molecular function: N-acetyltransferase activity. Lineage: Eukaryota; Fungi; Ascomycota; Dothideomycetes; Pleosporales; Didymosphaeriaceae. The record is from RefSeq and is a predicted model, not a curated record.